GCCAGCCACCCCUGGUGCUGCCAGCAGCUGGACAUGGGAACGGGACCGCGCUCUGCCGGGAGGAUGCGGGCUCCGGGCUCCCGCCGCAUCUGCUGCCUGAGCAUCGCUGCCAUCGCAUGGGGCGCCGUGAUGCAAGUGGAGGUGGAUGCCUGGACCUACCACUACAGUGACCAAGGGGACUACACGUGGGAGCAGGCCAGGAACUACUGCAGGACCUUCUUCACGGACCUGGUAGCCAUACAGAACCAGGAGGAGAUCCAGCACCUCAACCAGAGCCUGCCCUUCCACGGGCGCUACUACUGGAUCGGCAUCCGCAAGCUGGGUGGCACCUGGACCUGGGUGGGCACCAAGAAGGUGCUGACCAAGGAGGCAGAGAACUGGGCAGCUGGGGAGCCCAACAACCGCCGAUCGAACCAGGAUUGUGUGGAGAUCUACAUCAAGAGGCAGCAGGAAUCAGGGAAGUGGAAUGAUGAGCCCUGCAGCCGGAGGAAAAAGGCGCUGUGCUACCGGGCCUCCUGCCAGCCCUUCUCCUGCAGCCAGCAGGGAGAGUGCGUGGAGACCAUCGGGAGCUACCGCUGCGAGUGCUACCCUGGCUUCCACGGCCCUGAGUGUGAGGAUGUUGUGCAGUGUGCCAAGCUCCAGCCUGAGGGAGUGCACAUGAACUGCAGCCAUCCCUUUGGGGACUUCAGCUACAACUCCACCUGCGUGUUCCAGUGCCAGGAGGGCUUCCAGCAGGAAGGUGUAAGCAGGCUCCAGUGCCUGGCAUCCCAGCAGUGGUCAGCAGAGACCCCCAUCUGCACAGCCAUCACCUGCCCAGUGCUCAGUGCUCCAGACCAAGGAAAGCUGAACUGCUCCCAUCUCCAUGGGGACUUUGCCUUUGGCUCCACGUGUGACUUCUCCUGCCAGGUGGGGUUUGAGCUGAAGGGGACAGAGAGCCUGGAGUGCAUGGCUACAGGGACCUGGACUGGGAAUCCCCCACAGUGUGAAGCCAUCACCUGCCCUGUGCUCAGUGCUCCAGACCAGGGAGACCUGAACUGCUCCCAUCUCCAUGGGGACUUUGCCUUUGGCUCCACGUGUGACUUCUCCUGCCAGGUGGGGUUUGAGCUGAAGGGGACAGAGAGCCUGGAGUGCAUGGCUACAGGGACCUGGACUGGGAAUCCCCCACACUGUGAAGCUGUUGCCUGCCCUGUGCUCAGUGCUCCAGACCAAGGAAAGCUGAACUGCUCCCAUUUCCAUGGGGACUUUGCCUUUGGCUCCAUGUGUGACUUCUCCUGCCAGGUGGGGUUUGAGCUGAAGGGGACAGAGAGCCUGGAGUGCAUGGCUACGGGGACCUGGUCUGGAGAUGCCCCACACUGUGAAGCCAUCACCUGCCCUGUGCUCAGUGCUCCAGACCAAGGAGAGCUGAACUGCUCCCAUCUCCAUGGGGACUUUGCCUUUGGCUCCACGUGUGACUUCUCCUGCCAGGUGGGGUUUGAGCUGAAGGGGACAGAGAGCCUGGAGUGCAUGGCUACGGGGACCUGGACUGGGGAUGCCCCACAUUGUGAAGCCAUCACCUGCCCUCUGCUCAGUGCUCCGGACCAGGGAGACCUGAACUGCUCCCAUCUCCAUGGGGACUUUGCCUUUGGCUCCACGUGUGACUUCUCCUGCCAGGUGGGGUUUUUGCUGGUGGGCUCAGAGACCCGUGAGUGCACAGCCACAGGGACUUGGACUGGGGAUGCCCCACACUGUGAAGCUGUUGCCUGCCCUGUGCUCAGUGCUCCAGACCAGGCAGAGAUGAACUGCUCCCACCUCCAUGGGGACUUUGCCUUUGGCUCGAUGUGUGACUUCUCCUGCCAGGUGGGGUUUGAGCUGGUGGGCUCAGAGACCCGUGAGUGCACAGCCCCAGGGACCUGGAGUGGGGAUGCCCCACAUUGCAGAGCCAUCAGCUGCCCAGAGCUGGAUGCCCCCAGCAGAGGAGAGCUCAACUGCUCCCACCAGCAUGGGAACUUCACCUACAACUCCCUGUGCACUUUCUCCUGUCAGGAAGGGUCUGUCAGGAUGGGAGCAGAGGUGCUGCAGUGUGCAGCCACGGGGAACUGGACCAGGCAACCCCCAGUUUGUGCAGAGGACCAUGCUCCUUUCUUAAAGCAAGUCCUGGCUUACAGCAGUGGCACAGCUCUGGCAGUGGCUGGCAUUGUGCUCUCAGGGACACUCAUUGCCCUCCUGGCCAAGAGGCUCAGCACCAGAGAGGAGAAGAAGCAGCUCCUGAACUCCACCAGUGACCUGGGAUCUCCAGGAAUCUUCACCAACGCAGCAUACGAUGCCAACUUCUCAGCCUGGUCGUGAGCAGACCCCACCGUGUGGCCCAGCAGUCGGUCCCGAGGGGUGGACACAAAGGGACAGCUCGGCCCGGUGCUGCCCACGGUACCGAGUGGGGCGCGGAGCCUGCCGGGCACUGAGGAUGCUGAAGAGCGGCGUGGCCGAGCGCCAGCCUCCCUCGGGACCAUCUCCCGCGGGUUUUGUGUCUCAAUAAACUCCUGUCC
Calypte anna (Anna's hummingbird) is the source of this 2522-nucleotide messenger RNA. RefSeq names its product P-selectin. NCBI's taxonomy places the organism in Eukaryota, Metazoa, Chordata, Aves, Apodiformes, Trochilidae. Bases 34 to 2325 code for a protein of 763 amino acids. Gene Ontology annotation, biological process: response to cytokine; leukocyte tethering or rolling; heterophilic cell-cell adhesion. The transcript has 16 exons. Gene Ontology annotation, molecular function: calcium ion binding; sialic acid binding; oligosaccharide binding. Gene Ontology annotation, cellular component: membrane; external side of plasma membrane. The record is from RefSeq and is a predicted model, not a curated record.